This is a messenger RNA of Pediculus humanus corporis (human body louse), 1338 nucleotides long. RefSeq lists its product as uncharacterized. The transcript has 9 exons. The coding region runs from base 1 to 1338 and encodes 445 amino acids. Gene Ontology annotation, biological process: transmembrane transport. Gene Ontology annotation, cellular component: membrane. The record is from RefSeq and is a predicted model, not a curated record. Gene Ontology annotation, molecular function: transmembrane transporter activity. NCBI's taxonomy places the organism in Eukaryota, Metazoa, Arthropoda, Insecta, Psocodea, Pediculidae.
AUGAGUGAAGGUGAACCUAAGAAAAUUAAUUCAAUAACCAAAUCUCAGUGGCUUACAGUAUUAAUUUUAUGCUAUGUUAAUCUUAUUAACUACAUGGACCGAUACACUGUGGCAGGUAUUGGUGAAGCUAGUUAUUCAACAAUAGCACCUACAAUAAUUAGUGAUCUCUUUGUUAAAGACUUAAGAGCUAAAAUGCUUGCUUUGUUUUAUUUUGCCAUACCAGUCGGAAGCGGUUUAGGGUAUAUUGUCGGUUCAGAAACUGCUAGAAUGGCUGGUUCAUGGCAUUGGGCCUUAAGAGUUACACCAGUAAUGGGAUUGAUAGCUGUGAUUUUAAUUUGUUUUUUUGUAAAGGAUCCUGAAAGAGGAGAAAGCGAAGGACAAUCACAUUUAGCAGUCACUUCAUGGGGAGAAGAUAUUCGAAAUAUUAUUAGAAAUCGAAGUUUUAUGUUUUCAACCAUCGGCUUCAUGUGUGUGUCUUUUGUAACCGGAGCUCUUGCUUGGUGGGGCCCAGAUUUUAUAUAUCGAGGGGUCAAACUUCAACCGGGCAAUGAAAAUGUUCAACUUAAUGACAUUGCAUUCACAUUUGGAGUAAUAACAAUGAUUUCCGGUUUAGUUGGAGUGCCAUUGGGGCAAAUGUUAGCGUGCAAAAUUAAAAUAAAAUAUCCUAAAGCAGAUCCCUUAAUUUGCGGUUUUGGAUUAUUAUUCAGUGCGCCAUUAUUAUUUGCAGCCAGUUUAUUGCCAACAGUAAACACUUUUUGGUGUUUUUUUUUUAUUUUUUUCGGAGAACUUUCUUUGAACUUAAAUUGGUCUAUUGUCGCCGAUAUGUUACUGUACGUAAUAAUACCUACGAGAAGAUCAACAGCAGAAGCUUUUCAAAUAUUAGUUUCUCAUGCAUUUGGGGAUGCUGGAAGUCCGUAUUUUAUUGGUGCUCUCUCACGGUUAUCAACGGUCCUAAUGAAUAUGAAAAGACAUCAUUCAGCCGUGAAACGGAUUGUUUUGCCAACCAUCUUCGGUCAAGCCAUUCAUCAAGUAAUAAUACCGAUGUUGAAAAAUGGCGUAUUGUAUUACUCGCUACAAUAUUCUCUUUUCACUACUUCAUUUGUUGAAGUUAUUGGUGGAAUUUUCUUUUUGGUCACUGCUGCAUACAUAAUUAAAGAUAAAUUAACCGCAGAAAGAGAAGUUAGAGGUGAAAAGACUUACUAUCUGGAUAAAAUUUCAAAAAAAAAAGGAGAAAUGAUUAAAUUAGGAACUGAAAAUCAACUUACUGAUGAAAAACAAUUUACAAAAUCUUUUAUAGGUCAGUCAGUCAGUCAGUCAGUCAGUCAAUCAGUCAGAUAA